Molecule: messenger RNA, 2095 nt
Organism: Sorghum bicolor (sorghum)
Lineage: Eukaryota; Viridiplantae; Streptophyta; Magnoliopsida; Poales; Poaceae
Product: MLO-like protein 13
Exons: 14
Coding region: 393-1910 (505 amino acids)
Biological process (GO): defense response
Cellular component (GO): membrane
Source: RefSeq, a predicted model, not a curated record
CACCUCCAGCUCCAGACCUCCUGAAGAAUCCUGAUGCCUCACGCGCCGCCGCCAGCACGGGAGGUAGCCGUUGCCAUGGCAUCGGGCGCCAUCAGCAUCAGGGGAGGAGGCCGGUGGCCGAAGCAAAGCAACUCCGCCUACUGCUGCCUCCUACCCCCGUAGGCCCGUACGCACCCACUGCGCGAGCGCGGGAUGGAAUCUGAAGGGUGGCCGCGCGCGGGAGGCAACCGAGAGGCGCGGCGGGCACGCCGAUUCCUUCCUUGCCGCCGCGGCCGCUCGGGCGUCGGCAGUCGCGUGCGCCCGCCGCUUUAACCGCGUGCGCGCGGGGCUUUGUCUUCGCUAGCCGGUAGCAUCAGAGUUCAGAAGCGGCAGCUGUUGGAAGAAGAGGAGCCAUGGGGGAGGAGGAGGCGGCAGCGGCGAAGCUCGCGUUCACGCCCACAUGGGUGCUGGCCAUCGUAUGCCUCGUCAUCGUCUCCAUCUCCCUCGCCGCCGAGCGCUUCCUCCACUACCUCGGCAAGUGUCUGAAGCAUAAGAAGCAGAAAGCACUGUUUUCAGCUCUACAGAGACUAAAAGAAGAGCUAAUGCUUCUCGGAUUCAUUUCUUUUGUCCUGAGUCUCUCCCAAGGUUUCAUUACUAGCAUUUGCAUUCCAGAAACUUCUACUGGCAUCAUGCUUCCAUGCAAGAGAGACAACCACAUAGUUGCAGAAGGUGCCAAAAUUUGCAAGAAAAAGGGUGAUGUUCCCUUGCUAUCAUUGGAGGCAUUACAUCAGCUGCACAUUUUCAUAUUUGUACUUGGUUUAGUCCAUGUUGUAUUCUGCGCUGCAACAAUAUUAUUUGGUGGGGCCAAGAUGAGAAAGUGGAAGCAUUGGGAAACAGAAAUUCACAGAGAAGUACAGAAGAAAUUACAGCAAGCAAACAGUGAAGGAAAAGGCACACCAUCGAGUAUUGUUGUGCUACAUCGAAGCCAUCAAGAUGAAUUUGUCCGUGAGCGGGCAAAGGGAUCUUGGAUGAAACUGGCUGUUGUAAGCUGGAUAACUGCAUUCUUGAAGCAAUUUCACGAUUCUGUGAGUAAAUCAGAUUAUGAAGCACUUAGAUCAGCUUUUAUCGUGAUGCACUACCCGCAGAAACCAGAUUUUGAUUUCCACAAAUACAUGAUUCGCGCUGUCGAACAUGAGUUUAAAAGAGUUGUUGGUAUCAGCUGGUAUCUGUGGCUUUUUGUCAUCGUCUUCCUGUUGCUGAAUAUAAAUGGAUGGCACACAUACUUCUGGUUAGCUUUCUUGCCUCUAUUUCUCUUACUUAUUGUUGGUGCCAAACUAGAGCACAUUAUCACUCGGUUGGCUCAAGAGGCAGCGGCAUCAUUAUCAAAAGAUACAGAGGAAGCUCCAAAAAUAAAGCCAUCCAAGGGCCAUUUCUGGUUCCACAAGCCUGAACUAGUCCUUCAUAUGAUCCAUUUCAUCCUGUUCCAGAAUUCGUUCGAGAUUGGUUUUUUCUUCUGGGUUCUGGUAUCAGAAGGGUUCGGUUCGUGCAUGAUUGAACAGAAGCCUUAUGCCAUUUCCAGACUUGUUAUCGGGGUGAUCAUCGAAGUCAUCUGCAGCUAUAUCACGCUGCCACUAUACACCAUCGUCACCAAUAUGACCGGAGAGAUCAAGCUGCAUGGUUUAGGCUCCGGCGUGCACGAGAGUGUCCACGGCUGGCUCGCCGUGAGGAAGAAACCCUUCUCGAAGAGGACCAGCGGUGGCCCCGACGCUGAUUUCGGCGGGGACGUCGAGGCAACCCGCCUGGCGUCCAAGGAUCUGUCGGGGAGCUCGAGCAACAAGCUGAUGGCGUCGGUGCCUCCCUUUCUGGACGAGAUCGUCACCGUGGAUGACGUUGUGGUGGCUACGACAUCCGUAGUAGGCCAAGGACCAUAAGGGUGUGUUUGGUUUACGUUUUCGACUUGGGUUGGCUAGCCAACUAAGUCAGGGUACCCUAAGCCUGGCUCUUCUAAUGCAAGAGGCGGUUGUUUAGUUCACUUGCCUUAGCUAAGCUUGGAUUGCUUUGAUCAUGUUUGGUUAUUUGGUCAGCUUAAUACAGUCACCUCUUUCUUGUUUUGGUA